AGUAAAUGAACUGUGGGAAAUAGCUGUUCUGCCCAUUUUGCAAGGACGUUCCUUUCUUAUUCAUAAAACUACUAUUAAAAAAUUGCCAAUGCCAGACCUGAGUUUCCUCCUACAUUACUUCAGCUUUUACAGGGUUAUGUCGAAUUAAAGACAGACAUUUAAUCUCAAUAUGGGUUCUGGAGAUUGGUUUAAGACAAUAAUUAACUCAAAGAAGGUCAAGGGGUCUCCAGCAUCUUCAAAAUCCAAUGGCUUCAAAUGGAAAAAGCAUUCAGGCAUACAGCAGUCUAGUAGUUUUGCUAAUGCUAGGGCUCUUGGCAUGCCAGUUGAGGAUAUAGCUGCAACACGGAUUCAAACUGCAUUCCGGGCAUACAUGGCUAGAAAAAGUUUACGUCGCUUGAAAGGGAUAGUAAGAUUUCAAGCUGUGACCCAACAUCAUUCUGUUAAAAAGCAAGCUUCAAACACAUUGAGCAAUAUUCAUGCAUGGAGCAAAAUACAGGGUGAGAUUCGUGCUCGCCGACUGAAUAUGGUAAUGGAAGGCCGGCUCAAACAGAAGAAGUUAGAGCAUCAACUAAAACUUGAGGCAAAGCUUCAUGACCUAGAGGUUGAAUGGAGUGGUGGCUCUGAAACAAAGGACGAAAUUCUAUCAAGGAUACAUCAGCGGGAAGAAGCAUCAAUUAAGCGAGAGCGAGCAAUGGCUUAUGCCUUUUCUCAUCAGUGGAGGGCCAACUCUAAUCCUCUUGGGUUCAGUAAAUAUGAACUUGACAAAUCUGAUUGGGGUUGGAGUUGGAAGGAACGCUGGAUUGCUGCUCGACCAUGGGAAAGCCAUGUUGCUUCAAAGUUAAUUAGCCCAAAGAAGGUCCAGCACGCACAGGCAAACAAGGUUGGUGAAAACAUAAAAUCACCUUUUAAGUCCAAAAGCCCAAAGAAGGUGCAGCAGGGGCGAGCUGACAAGGUUGAUAAAAACAUAAAUUCACCUUCUGAGUCCAAAAGGCCCAAGAAGGUGCAGCACAGGCAAGCAAGCAAGGUUGGUAAGAACAUAAAUUCACCAACACAGAAAUCAUCAGGUUCAGUAAAACCUCCAAUGUCUUAUGGGAGGGGAACUACAGUGGGGCGAAGAUUGUCUUUCCCAGCUGCUGAAAAACCAUCCCUUGGACAGAAUACCAAAGCUGAAGAAACAAUCACUAAGGAAAAAACUGCAAAGGGUCGAAGAUUGUCUUUCCCGGCUUCCAAAAAACCAUCACCAGGAGGGAACACUGAAGCUAGAAAAACAAACACCAAGGAAAUAACUAUGAAGGACCAAAGGUUGUCUUUCCCAGCUGCUGAAAAGCAGUCUUCCCCUGAAGGCAAAACCAUAUCUGAAGAAGCAGUCGCCAAGGAGCAAUCGGUUUCCUAAUACCCUUCCAAUUUUGUUUAGUGAAUGGUGAUAGGCAUAUAGUUGGUUUUCAUUUUCCAUUUAAUUGAAAUCUUUAGAAAGAAAGUCCAUUUUUUCUUUUUCAAUUCAUAUGUUAUUUUUGACUGAGCAUAUGAAGUGUUGUGAAAGUGAUGUUUUGUCAUGCAAGAGCCAUGAACUGGGUAUUUGGAUUGAUUUGAUCACUUUAUCUUUCUGGUUUGUAUAUUAUCAGAGAAAUUUUGCAUUAUUAAUUUAUAAUGUAAAUAGAGAGGAUAUUAUUGAUGA
Messenger RNA from Mangifera indica (mango), 1675 nucleotides. RefSeq names its product protein IQ-DOMAIN 9-like. The record is from RefSeq and is a predicted model, not a curated record. The transcript has 6 exons. Gene Ontology annotation, molecular function: protein binding. The coding region runs from base 170 to 1393 and encodes 407 amino acids. NCBI's taxonomy places the organism in Eukaryota, Viridiplantae, Streptophyta, Magnoliopsida, Sapindales, Anacardiaceae.